Messenger RNA from Impatiens glandulifera, 3429 nucleotides. RefSeq names its product squamosa promoter-binding-like protein 12. The transcript has 11 exons. Bases 582 to 3215 code for a protein of 877 amino acids. Gene Ontology annotation, cellular component: nucleus. The record is from RefSeq and is a predicted model, not a curated record. Gene Ontology annotation, molecular function: DNA binding; protein binding. Lineage: Eukaryota; Viridiplantae; Streptophyta; Magnoliopsida; Ericales; Balsaminaceae.
GUCGGGUCAAGAAAUUGACAAAAGACAAAGAAAGGGUAGACUCAGUCAAAGAUCAACCGAUUAAUCAAAACAUUUACUUUCAACUGCUUCCCUCCCGCGUUUCAUACGCAGUUUUGGUACUUGUCUUUCCAAUGACGUGACGUUGGAUUCCAUUUCAAUUGCGUCACAAUUUUGUUAAACAAGAAGAAGAAGUACUAUUCUGUUUUCUCGUCUCCUCCCACCACUUCUUUUCACCCUUUUCGUUCUCAGCUGCCGAAUUCUCUCUGAUUCCGUCUCCACGAAUCCUCAAAUCGAGCUUCCGGAAGUUUGUUUGUUUGUUCGCUAUCCUCGUAUGUGAACUUGCUUCUACUUUUAUAACUUACCUGGAGAUUCUUGUAUGUGGGUUUCUCUUGUUUGGAUUCAUGGAUCUGUUGGUAUUCUGUUUCUUUAUACUUGGGGGGCAGAUUAAGACGAUUUUUUAUGAUUCCGAUUCAAUUUAGUGUUCUUUAGUCCUACUUUGGAGCUUCUGUUAGGGUUUUUCGAAUUGGGUUUUUUCUCUUCUAGGAAACCAAUUUACUAUAUUUGUUUCUGGGUUUCUAUCAAUGGAGGCUGGUUUUGGAGGAAACUAUGGCCAAGUGUUGCCAGAUCUGAUGAAGGCAGCUGGGAAGAAGAGCAUUGAAUGGGAUUUGAAUGAUUGGAGAUGGGAUGGUGAUCAUUUUACUGCCACUCGUCUCGAUUCUUCACCCCUUAUUGGAUCUUCUGACAUUUUUAGACAUGAAAAUGGACAAAAGGAAGUAGUAGAGAAGAGGGGAAGGGAAGAUUCUAUGUCAAAUGAUGAACCCGGGUUUCUAAAUUUGAAGCUUGGAGGUCGGAUAUAUCCCAUUACAGAAGCUGAGAUGGAGAAAGCAGAAGGAAAAAACGGGAAGAAGAGCAAAACUGUAGCUAGUUCGAACCGAAUAGUAUGUCAAGUGGAGGAUUGUCGUGUUGAUUUAAGCGAUGCGAAGGAUUAUAACCGAAGGCACAAAGUCUGUGAGAUACAUUCUAAGGCUGGUUCCGCUUUGAUAGGAAAUCUCAUGAAACGAUUCUGUCAACAGUGCAGCAGGUUUCAUGAUCUUCAAGAGUUUGAUGAAGGGAAGAGAAGUUGUCGUAGACGUUUGGCUGGUCAUAAUAAGAGGAGAAGGAAAACUCAUACUGAAACUGUAGGUAGUAGUGGGAUUAACCUAGAAGAUGAUCAUGGUAACGGUUACCUAUUGCUUAGCCUACUAAAGAUACUAUCCAAUCUGCAUACUAACAACUCAGAGCAAAUGAAGGAUCAAGAUUUGGUUUCCCAUUUAUUGAGAAGCCUUGCGGGUACAAUUCAUGAUAGGAGUAUUAUAUCUGGUUUACCUUCUGGUUCCCAAGAAACGGAUAAUGUUAGAAAAGAUCCUUGUUUUCUUGAAAAGCCCAAUGGAGAACGAGUGACUGUACUUACUUCUACUGGUUCUCCAUCAUUUGCUAUUCCAUGCUCUCUACCGCCUAAAGAAGCUUCUUUAGGGACAAGGAUGAAUAAUAUUGACUUGAAUAACGUUUAUGAAGGUUCUCAAGACGAAAUUAUGGGCAUUGCUCUUCCCAAGACUAGUAGAAAUUCAGGUUCCUUGUCCAGCCAGUCACCAUCUAGCUCUGGCGGGGAAGCUCGAAGUAGAACGGAUCGAAUUAUUUUCAAACUAUUUGGAAAAGAUCCAAGUGAUUGUCCCCUUGUCUUACGGAAGCAGAUCCUUGACUGGUUAUCAAACAGUCCCACUGAUAUUGAAAGCUACAUAAGACCUGGAUGUAUCAUCUUGACUCUAUAUAUGCGUUUAGAUAAAUCUUCAUGGGAGGAGCAUUCCUCUGAUUUGAGCUCCAGUUUGACCCGCCUUCUAAAUGCAUCAAACGAACCAUUCUGGAGAUCAGGCUGGCUAUAUGCUAGGCUGCAGCAUCGCGUUGCAUUUAUGUACAAUGGUCAGGUUGUUCUAGAUACUCCUCUCCCUUUUAAAAGUCAUAAACAUUGUAGUAUCUUGAGUGUUAAACCAGUUGCUGUUCCUCUGUCGAAGAAAGCUAAUUUCUUGGUAAAAGGUUUUAACUUGUCAAGUUCCAGCAUGAGGUUAUUCUGUGCCCUUGAAGGGCAAUAUCUAGCACAUGAAACUUUCCCAGAAACGAUGGAUGAUGACGAAAUUCAGUGCCUUAACUUUUCUUGUUCUAUGCCAAAGGUGGUUGGCCGAGGUUUUAUUGAGGUUGAGGACCAUAGCCUCAAUAACAGUUUCUUUCCGUUUAUUGUGGCGGAAGAAGAUGUUUGUUCCGAGAUUUGUACCUUACAAGCCACAAUAGAUGUCAAUCAGGGACAAAACGAGGAAAUGGAAGCCAAGAAUCAAGCACUGGACUUCUUAAAUGAAAUGGGAUGGCUUCUUCACAGAAGUAAAUUAAAGACUAGUCUGGUUCUAGUGGAUCAUUACUUUGAGUUAUUCUCUUUCAAUCGAUUCAAGUGGCUUUUGGAGUUCUCAGUCGAACAUGACUGGUGUGCUGUAGUAAAGAAGCUUUUGGGUAUUCUAAGCAGCGGUUGUGUGGAGGAUGCUCGAGAGUAUACUUCCUUUGAUCUUGCCAUUUCGGAGAUGACUCUCCUGCAUACAGCCGUGAGAAGAGAUUGCAGGCCUAUGGUUGAAUUCCUCCUGAGAUGUAGCUUUGAGGAGGAGAAGAAUGUAAGUGGGGUCCGCAAAUUCCUGUUUAGGCCCAAUAGUAUCGGACCGGGGGGAUUGACACCACUUCACCUUGCUGCCAGUAGAGAUGGUUCGGAUGGUGUUUUGGAGGCGUUAUUGGAUGAUCCUGGAAUGGUUGGAAUCGAAGCUUGGAAGGGUGCUCGUGAUAGCAUGGGAUUGACACCCCAUGACUAUGCGUGCCUACGAGGAUACUAUUCCUACAUCAGUUUGGUCAACAAGAAAACAGUUGGGCAUGUUAUAUUGGACAUCCCACAAAAGCAGCUGCCAUGUAAAUUAGCCAACAGCUUGAACACAGAGAUGGAGUGUAGGCUAUGCAUACAGAAGAAGAAGAUGGGUUGUGGCAGGGCGAGACCACACUCAAUCGCUCUUUAUAGGCCAAUGAUGCUAUCGAUGUUGGCCAUAGCGGCUGUUUGUGUUUGUGCAGCUCUGUUUUUCAAGAGUAGCCCUCAAGUUCUUUAUAUUUUUAGGCCUUUCAGGUGGGAGCUUUUGAAGUAUGGCUCUAGCUAAGUUAAGGUUCUAGUUGUAGUGAUAAGUGAUAAGUAAGUGUGUAUACAUACUAAUUAUUAUUGUGUUUGUUGUUUAUGUUAUAAACUGUAAUUACCCACUAAGUCUUAUGUUCCAUCCCAAAAAAGAGUAGUUGGAUUGAAGUGGGCUUCUUAGUGGUAGGUUGGUUGUUGUAAUAGUCUUCUCAAGGAUUAAUAUAGCUUGUUCUUACAUGUCA